Molecule: messenger RNA, 786 nt
Organism: Hirsutella rhossiliensis
Lineage: Eukaryota; Fungi; Ascomycota; Sordariomycetes; Hypocreales; Ophiocordycipitaceae
Product: BAR domain-containing protein
Exons: 5
Coding region: 1-786 (261 amino acids)
Biological process (GO): plasma membrane tubulation; endocytosis; actin cortical patch localization
Cellular component (GO): medial cortex; mating projection tip; actin cortical patch
Molecular function (GO): protein binding; lipid binding
Source: RefSeq, a predicted model, not a curated record
AUGUCGUGGGCGGGGUUCAAGAAAAACGUGAACCGCGCGACGACGCAGGUCAUGAUGAAGACGGGGCACGUGGAAAAGACAAAUGACCGCGAUUAUGAGGUCGAGGAAAGACGGUUCCGAACGAUGGAGGCGGCGUCGCUACGACUGCAAAAGGAGGCCAAAGGCUAUCUAGACUCGCUAAGAGCAAUGACAGCGUCACAAAUGAGGAUAGCAGAGACCAUCGAUGCUUUCUACGGAGACUCUGGCGCAAAGGACGGCGUCAGUAGGAGCUACAAACAAGCCGUCGAAGACCUCGAUGCCGAGACCAUCAAAGCCCUCGACGGCCCCUAUCGAACGACUGUGCUCGAACCUAUCACGCGCUUUUGCGCCUACUUUCCCGACGUCAACGAGUGCAUCAAGAAGCGCGCGCACAAGCUCCUCGACUACGAUGCCCUGCGCGCCCGGGUUAAGAAGCUGGUCGAGAAGCCCGACAAGGACGCGACCAAGCUGCCGCGCACGGAAAAGGAGCUCGAAAUGGCAAAGGCCGCGUACGAGCAGCUCAACGAGCAGCUCAGCACAGAGGUGCCGCAGUUGAUUGACUUGCGCGUGCCGUACCUGGACCCGACCUUUGAGGCGCUCGUCAAGAUUCAGUUGCGUUUCUGCGCCGAGGCCUACUCACGGAUGGCGCAGGUGCAGCAGUACCUAGACGCGGACACUAGGGAUCAGUACGCUGAGGGCCAACUGGACGCCCGCGUGGAACAGGUUCUGCAGGAGAUUCGGGAGCUGAGCAUCAGCGGUACGGUCUAA